Messenger RNA from Populus euphratica (Euphrates poplar), 864 nucleotides. Its product is annotated as AP-1 complex subunit sigma-1-like. Gene Ontology annotation, biological process: vesicle-mediated transport; intracellular protein transport. Lineage: Eukaryota; Viridiplantae; Streptophyta; Magnoliopsida; Malpighiales; Salicaceae. Gene Ontology annotation, cellular component: AP-1 adaptor complex; membrane coat. Gene Ontology annotation, molecular function: clathrin-cargo adaptor activity. The transcript has 7 exons. The record is from RefSeq and is a predicted model, not a curated record. The coding region runs from base 226 to 711 and encodes 161 amino acids.
UAUACAGCACUUUAUAGUUCGAUAACAUACCCACAGCUCCCUUCCUUUUCCUUCUCGUCUUCUCCCAGAUCAGAAACUUUCAACGUAAAAGCAAGCAAGCAAAGAGCGACGACUCUAAUUACCAGUAGACCCAUCUGCUGAAUCCAGCUCAAUCCUCUCUGCUUUUCUCAGUUUGUGGAAAUUAUCGAUUCGGGGUCGCUCACCAAAUUGGUCAACACAAACAAAAUGAUUCAAUUUGUACUUCUCAUUAGUCGACAAGGAAAAGUGAGAUUGACAAAAUGGUAUUCACCUUAUACACAGAAGGAAAGAAGUAAGGUAAUCCGUGAGCUCAGUGGAGUAAUUUUGACUCGAGGACCCAAGCUUUGUAAUUUUGUUGAAUGGAGAGGACAGAAAGUUGUUUAUAAAAGAUAUGCUAGCCUUUACUUCUGCAUGUGCACUGAUCAGGACGACAAUGAAUUAGAGGUCCUCGAAAUAAUUCACCAUUUUGUUGAGAUUUUGGACCGAUACUUUGGCAGUGUCUGCGAGUUGGACUUGAUCUUCAACUUCCACAAGGCCUAUUAUAUAUUGGAUGAGAUUUUGAUAGCUGGUGAGCUUCAAGAGUCCAGCAAGAAAACAGUUGCUAGGCUAAUAGCUGCUCAGGACUCAUUGGUAGAGACUGCAAAAGAGCAGGCCAGUUCGAUAAGCAAUAUCAUUGCCCAGGCCACAAAGUAGAAUACAAGAUCGGUUAAGCUUUGAAGAAUGUUGUUCCAUUUGUAUUGAGUUUUAUUCCUGAGAUCUGAAAUGUAUGUUAUGCAUGCUUUCUUGAGGAUUGUGCGCUGAACUAUAUGUUAAAUGUGGCUCAUACGUUUCCUGAUUGAGUUCUGA